AUGGGUGUUAAGGGACUUAAUGCGCUUAUAAAAGAUCAUUCCCCUGGAGCCAUUAAAGAGUUCCAAUUGAAAAAUUUAUUUGGCCGGAAAAUUGCAAUCGAUGCCUCAAUGUGCUUGUAUCAGUAUUUAAUUGCAGUUAGACAAGGAGACGGACAGAACUUAACUAAUGAUAAGGGAGAGAUCACGUCACACUUACUGGGCAUGUUUUAUCGUACCCUUCGAAUGGUUGAAAAUGGGAUUAAACCCGUGUACGUGUUUGAUGGUAAACCCCCAGUCUUGAAAGGUGGAGAGUUGGAAAAAAGAUAUUUAAGAAAAGAAGAGGCCAUCAAGAAGAUGGAGGAUGCCAAAGAAGAAGGCUCUGCCGAAGACAUAUUGAAGUUUGAGAAAAGAAUGGUUCGGGUAUCUCGUGAACAUAACGAUGAAGCUAAAAAGUUGUUGGAGCUUAUGGGGAUUCCCUAUAUAAAUGCCCCAUGUGAAGCCGAAGCUCAAUGCGCCGAGUUGGCCAGAGGUGGAAAAGUCUUUGCCGCUGCUUCUGAAGAUAUGGAUACCAUUUGUUACAGUCCCCCAUACCUAUUGAGACAUUUGACAUUUUCUGAGGCUAGAAAGAUUCCAAUUGAUCAGAUCGAUUGUAAGACUGCUAUUGAAGGAUUUGAAAUGGAUAAAAAGACGUUUAUUGACCUUUGUAUUUUGUUGGGAUGCGACUACUGUGAGACCAUUAAGGGGGUUGGUCCUGUGACUGCCUUUAAAUUAAUCAAGGAACAUGGAUCUAUCGACAAUAUUGUCAAGUUCAUAAACGACAACCCCGACAAAACGAAGUAUAAGUUGCCCGAAAAUUGGCCGUACGAAGAAGCCAGGGAAUUGUUCUUGAAUCCCGACAUUACCCCAUGCUCCGAAUUGAGUUUCAAAUGGAAAGAGCCUGAUUUGGAAGGAAUGAUUGAGUUCAUGGUGAAUGACAAAGGCUUCAGUGAGGACCGUGUCAAAAGUGGUUACGAAAAGUUGAAAAAGGGCUUGAAAACUGGAGUUCAAGGAAGACUUGAUGGUUUCUUUAAAGUAGUGCCCAAGAAAGAAGAUGAUAAAAAGAGGAAAGCUAAAGAUACCAAAACGAAUGGUAAGAAGAAAGCUAGAAAGUGA
Molecule: messenger RNA, 1131 nt
Organism: Yamadazyma tenuis ATCC 10573
Lineage: Eukaryota; Fungi; Ascomycota; Pichiomycetes; Serinales; Debaryomycetaceae
Product: multifunctional nuclease
Cellular component (GO): cytoplasm; nucleus
Molecular function (GO): 5'-3' exonuclease activity; DNA binding; 5'-flap endonuclease activity
Source: RefSeq, a predicted model, not a curated record